Molecule: messenger RNA, 807 nt
Organism: Entamoeba invadens IP1
Lineage: Eukaryota; Evosea; Mastigamoebida; Endamoebidae
Product: heat shock protein, putative
Exons: 2
Coding region: 1-807 (268 amino acids)
Biological process (GO): protein refolding; cellular response to unfolded protein
Cellular component (GO): cytoplasm
Molecular function (GO): ATP binding; ATP-dependent protein folding chaperone; ATP hydrolysis activity
Source: RefSeq, a predicted model, not a curated record
AUGAUAACCCAUUUAAAAGAGAUUUAUAACAAGUCGUUUGAAACUGAAGGAGACUUGUUAAAAAUAAGCCUCACGGACAGCGAGAGGCUUAUUGGCGAUGCAGCAAAGAACCAGAUUGCGAUGAACGUGAAGAAUACAGUCUUUGAUGCAAAGAGACUGUCAUUCACUGUCGUCAACGAUGGCAAUGACAAGCCUUUGAUUCAGGUUGAGUACAAGGGAGAGAUUAAGAAGUUCACACCAGAGGAGAUCAGUUCGAUGGUGUUGACGAAGAUGAAGGAGACAGCAGAGGCGUUUGUUGGUGGGAAAGUCAACAACGCAGUCAUCACAUGUUCAGCCUAUUUCAACGAUUCACAGCAACAGGCAACAAAGGAAGCAGGCACAAUUGCAGGCAUCAAUGUGCUCAGAAUCAUCAAUGAGCCAACAACAGCAGCAAUAGCAUAUGGACUUGACAAGAAGACGGAGAGAGAAAAGAACAGCUUGAUCUUUGAUCUUGGUGGUGGAACAUUUGAUGUCUCACUUCUUGCUAUUGACGAUGGCGUCUUUGAAGUGAAAGCAACAAACGGCAACACACACCUUGUUGGCGAAGGCUUUGAUAACAGAAUGGUCAACCACUUCAUUGCCAAAUUCAAGAGAAAGCACAAGAAAGACAUUUCAGGCAAUGCACGAGCUGUCAGAAGACUCAGAACAUCAUGUGAAAGGGCAAAGCGAACACAGUCAAAUGCAACAACAGCAAACAUCGAAGUCGACCAGUUGUAUGAAGGCAUCGACUUCUACACGUCACUCACAAGAGCACGUGGAGUCCCAUAG